Messenger RNA from Drosophila hydei, 4226 nucleotides. Its product is annotated as small G protein signaling modulator 2. The coding region runs from base 306 to 3839 and encodes 1177 amino acids. Gene Ontology annotation, molecular function: GTPase activator activity. The record is from RefSeq and is a predicted model, not a curated record. Gene Ontology annotation, biological process: activation of GTPase activity. Lineage: Eukaryota; Metazoa; Arthropoda; Insecta; Diptera; Drosophilidae. The transcript is spliced from 7 exons.
UGCUACACAGCUUUAGCAGCGGUGGCGCCUCCAAUGCCAACAGCGAUGCCACCAGCGGUGCUCGUUGAGAAGCAUGAGCCGAGCUGGAGGAAGCGAAUUGACGUUGAUAGCGAAAUGAUUGACAACGGUCUGGAAAUGCAAUUCCAGUGAGAAGGGCUCGGAAAAGGUUAAGCCGUCAGAAAAGCGUCUGAUCCAAGUUUGGGAUUGGGCGCCCCCAAUAUGAAAGGGCAUGGAAGCUCUAUGCGGACUUGUCAGUGAUUGUAUUGUGACUUGCGGAUUAGGUCUGCCAUUGAAUUUCAGCCGUAAUGCCAAAUUCUUGGAAAUGUUCAGCACAUAAUUUGCGGCCCUUUGUGCUUUAUUUUUUUCUCAAUGCAGACUGUGAGCUGAAGGAGCGCCUGAUUGCGAGCGUUAAGAAGGAGGUGAAGCAAUUGAUGGAGGAGGCGGUCACCAAAAAGUAUGUGCACGAGGAGAGCAGUUCCGUGACUUCACUGUGCGCCGCUGUGGAGGCCUGCCUCAGUCACGGUCUGCGGCGUCGUGCUCUGGGCUUGUUCAAGACCUCGUCGACAACGGCGCUAAUACAAAAGAUAGCCAAGAUAUGCCCGGAGGCGGACUAUGUGAGCCGUCGACUGCUGGAGCUGGAGCUGGCGCAGGAGAGUCAUGCGGUUAGCGGCAAGCGCUCAUCCUCCAGCAGCGACAGCAUCAUCAAGCCGAAGCUGCUCAACAAGGGCAGCUGCAGCAGCAGCUCUGUGACCACCAUCAAUACGGUUGUCGCCUCGGUGGGCGCCAACGGCGCCUCAGCACCGCUGGGCAAAUAUUUGUGGAUUCGCCUGGCACUCUAUGAGAAGCGUCUGGCCAAGAUAAUUGAGCAUCUGGUGAGCAACGCUCAGAGCUACUACGAUCGCGAGGCGCUGGUCGCCGAUCCCGAUUACGGCUCCAUACUCAGCUCCCUGCUGGUUGGGCCCUGUGCUCUGGAGUUUACGCGCGCCAAGACUGCCGAUCACUACUGGUCCGAUCCCUGCGCCGAUGAGCUGGUGCAGCGUCAUCGCAUCAGUUCGGGCAAUCGCACGCCUCCCACCUGUCAUCGGCCCAUCAUUAAUUUCAAGCGCAGCCUGCACACCAGCUCGGAGGAUACAAGCAGCGGCAGCUUCAAGGCUUGCUCGCCGGCGAGCGUGGCCAAGGACUACGUGGAGUCGUUGCAUCAGAAUUCCCGCACCACCCUGCUCUAUGGCAAGAACAACGUGCUGGUGCUGCCCAAAGAUGUGGCUGAGCCGAUGCCCGGCUAUCUCAGUCUGCACCAGAGCAUCCAGUCGCUGACCAUCAAGUGGACGCCCAAUCAGCUAAUGAACGGCUACAAUGAUCCCGAUAUGAGCGACAAAAGCUUCUAUUGGGGCUAUGCUCUCAAUAUCAAUGUCGAUGAAAUUGUUUACGUGCACUGCCAUCAAAAUCGCGGCGGUGACACAGGUGGGAUCAUUAUACUAGUUGGUCAGGAUGGCGUACAGCGUCCGCCCAUACAUUUUCCGGAGGGCGGGCACCUGCAGGCGUUUCUCAGUUGCCUGGAGACGGGUCUGCUGCCGCAUGGCCAGCUCGAUCCGCCGCUCUGGUCGCAGCGCGGCAUCGGCAAGCUCUUCCCAUGGCCCAAAAGUGUCCGCCGGCACAUCCUGCCCUCGGUCAUGGAGUCAUCAAGCGAUGAGACGCCCAUUGAUUAUGUGUUUCGGGUCGUCAGCAAGAGCCAGCAUGAGGAGUUCCUGGCCACACAUCCCAUACUGGAGCUGGGUCGAUCGAGUCCGCGGCGCAAGCACCUGGGCAGCUGCUCCACCACCGGCAGCAGCGACUGCUCCAGCAAGAGCUUAUCCAUUGACCAGAGCAGCAAUCCGGAUCCGCCAUUGAUACAGGCCAGUCAAACGGCCAGCAUUGAACUGGUCUGCUCCACGAUGCGUCGUCAGAUCAUCUCGCGCGCCUUCUACGGCUGGCUGGCCUACUGCCGUCAUUUAUCCACGGUGCGCACGCAUCUGUCCGGUCUGGUCAAUGGUCGCAUUACCCCAGAUUUGGCCGUUAAUGAGCAGGGUCUAACCAGGGAGAAGUGGCUGGCGAUGAAUGUUGAUGGCAUCGUUUCUGGCGAGCUAGAGCUUUAUCGUCUGGUCUAUUUCGGUGGCGUGGAGCAUGAGCUGCGCAAGGAGGUGUGGCCGUAUCUGCUUGGCCACUAUGCCUUCGGCUCGACGCCGGAGGAACGCCAAAAGCAGGACGAGACCUGCAAGCACUACUACGAGACCACGAUGAGCGAGUGGCUGGCCGUGGAGGCGAUUGUGCGACAGCGGGAGAAGGAGAAGACGGCCUUGGCUGUGGCUAAGCUGAGCGCAGAGCAAGCACAGCUGGCAGCCAAUGCCAAUCCACUCGCUUCGAACGUUCAGCUGACCAAUGGCAAUGGUCAGCUAGAGCUGGACAACGACGGCUUGGCCGAGGGCGAGAAUGAUGUAUUUGAUGACAACGACUUUUCGGACAUCUCCGAUCCGGGCGAUGAGUUCGAUGAGCAGCAGCCACAGUUGGAGGCUGAGCAGCAGCUGCUAGCGGCAGAGGAAAACGAGGAACAGACAGCCGAGCUGCCGGCUCAGCUGAGCGGACAAGUGGUGCUGGAGUUUCAGAACAUUGACGAUAUGGAGCCACUGCGCUUGCAUGACAAUUGCUUCGGUGAUUCCGAAGCCGAAGGCGAUCUAGGUUUCAGUCUAGACGGCAGUGGCAACAUAUUGUUGCUUAGUAUUAAGAGUUCACCUUCGACCAGCAGCUACGAGACGGUGGGCAAUGAGUUUGGCGAUCUGACAGAUGCCAAAGUCUUAGACGAGGCAGGUGUGGAGCCAGAAGCGGAUGCCGAUGCGGAUGCCGAUGCGGAUGCGGAGGCGAAUGGUCAGUUAACUAAAUUUCAUAGUGCGGACGAUGUGCGUCACGAUGAGGAGCAUCCGGCAACAUCAGUCAUUAUCACAGAAGCCGCCUCACUGGAUGACCUUGACGCACAAUGCAAUGACGACGAGCCCACCGAGGAGUUUACCUCACGCAAAACAAGCCUCAUGUCGCCCCUGAACGAGGACAUCACCGUCGUCGCCUCAUUGGAUGCGUUGCAGGAGCCAAAGUCUGUCUGCGUCUCACCAGCCAGCUCCAAUGGCGGAGUCUAUAGCGUGGAGCUGCUAGAACAGUUUGGUCUAAAUCUGCAUCGGAUCGAGAAGGAUGUGCAGCGCUGCGAUCGCAACUAUUGGUACUUUGCCAGCGAGAAUCUGGACAAGCUGCGCAAUGUGAUAUCGACGUAUGUGUGGGAGCAUCUGGAUGUGGGCUACAUGCAGGGCAUGUGCGACCUGGUCGCUCCAUUGCUGGUCAUCUUCGAUGAUGAAUCGCUCAGCUACAGCUGCUUCUGCAAGCUGAUGGAGCGCAUGAUCGAGAACUUUCCCAGCGGUGGUGCCAUGGACAUGCAUUUCGCCAAUAUGCGCUCGCUAAUUCAGAUACUGGACUCGGAGAUGUACGACCUAAUGGACUCGAAUGGGGACUAUACGCACUUCUAUUUCUGCUACCGCUGGUUCCUCUUGGACUUCAAGCGCGAGCUCAUCUAUGACGAUGUCUUUGCCACCUGGGAGGUGAUCUGGGCGGCCAAGCACAUUGCCUCCGGGCAUUUUGUGCUCUUCCUGGCGCUGGCGCUGCUCGAAACCUAUCGCGACAUCAUUUUGUCCAACAGCAUGGACUUUACAGAUGUCAUCAAGUUCUUUAACGAAAUGGCCGAGCGUCACAAUGCCCAGUCGAUUCUGCAGCUGUCACGCAGCCUCGUCCUGCAAUUGCAGACAAUAAUUGAGAACAAAUAAGUUUUUGCAAAGGAGCAUGAUUUGGAGCCGGCACUGGAACUGGAACUGGAACUGGAACUGGAACUAGCAGUGGCAGUGCAACUCAAAUUGGCUUCGUGGCAACUGUGUGUAUAAUAUGUGUGUGCAUGCAUGUCCGUGUGUGUGAGUGUGAGAGAGCGUGUGUGCGUCAGCGAGUGAGUGUAGUAGAGUGUGAUCCACAGCAGUUAUAAACUAGCACAGUGUAGGCUCAAGCAAAUAGUUUACCAGUCACAUGCAAUACAUAGUAUCCGUACUUCCUUGAACAGUAUUGGAGAGUUAUAUACAUCGUUAUAUAUGGUAGAGAGCACUAAAGUAUCGCAUACUAUUGUAGGUAUUAUACAGGAGAUGAACUUUAUAAACGAAAAAAAA